AUUAUUACUUUAAGAGAUUACAUUCCCAAAAUCAUUGGUCCAGAUGCUUUUAAUCUGUAUAUUGGCCCUUAUGCAGGUUAUGAUCCCACACUGAAUCCUACAGUUUCCAAUGUAUUUUCAACAGCUGCCUUUCGUUUUGGCCAUGCAACAAUCCAACCAAUAGUAAGGCGAUUGAAUGAACAGUAUUUAGAUGAUCCAGAACUCCCAAAUCUUCAUUUGCAUGAAGUUUUCUUUAGUCCUUGGAGGCUUAUUAAAGAAGGAGGCUUGGAUCCUUUACUAAGGGGUCUUCUAGCACAUUCAGCAAAACUGCAGGUGCAAGAUCAACUGCUGAAUGAGGAGUUAACAGAAAAACUGUUUGUGCUGUCCAAUAAUGGUUCACUCGAUUUAUCAUCAUUAAAUUUACAGCGUGGCCGUGAUCAUGGUCUCCCAGGUUAUAACGACUGGCGAGAAUUCUGUGGCUUACCAAAACUGGAAACUCACACUGACCUGAAUACAGUAAUAACCAAUCACAAUGUCACUAAAAAAAUCAUGGAAUUGUACCACAACCCUAGCAAUAUUGAUGUUUGGCUUGGUGGACUUGUAGAAGACUUUCUUCCAGGUGCUAGAACUGGUCCCCUCUUUGCGUGUAUAAUUGGAAAGCAAAUGAAAGCACUAAGGGAUGGUGACCGAUUUUGGUGGGAAAAUGGUAAUGUUUUCACAGAAGCUCAAAAGCAUGAACUCAAGAAACACUCGUUGUCCCGCGUGAUUUGUGAUAAUACAGGAAUUUCUGAAGUGCCAGCAGAUGCCUUUCAACUUGGAAAGUUUCCACAGGAUUUUAAGCAUUGUGUUAAUAUACCUGGGAUGAAUUUAGAAGCUUGGAAAGAAUUUUAUCAGGAAGAGGAAGUAUGUGGAACACCAAAGAGUGUAGAAAAUGGUGAUUUUGUAUAUUGUUCAGAAACUGGAAAAUCUACAGUGACUUAUUCAUGCCAAUAUGGAUUUCAAUUACAAGGCGCAGAGCAAUUAACCUGCACAAGUAAAGGAUGGAACUUUGAGGCUCCUGUUUGUAUAGACAUCAAUGAAUGUGAAAACAAAAUUAAUCCACCAUGCUCUCCUUCUGCUAAAUGCAUUAACACUAAAGGCAGCUAUAAAUGUCUCCAUACUGAUCCUUACAAGCUGGCAGAAGAUGGAAGAACAUGCAUUG
This is a messenger RNA of Nestor notabilis (Kea), 1180 nucleotides long. RefSeq names its product thyroid peroxidase-like. NCBI's taxonomy places the organism in Eukaryota, Metazoa, Chordata, Aves, Psittaciformes, Psittacidae. Gene Ontology annotation, molecular function: heme binding; peroxidase activity; calcium ion binding. The transcript has 6 exons. The record is from RefSeq and is a predicted model, not a curated record. Gene Ontology annotation, biological process: response to oxidative stress. The annotation marks the transcript as partial.